UUAUUAGCACCGAGAGAGAUGAAUAGCUUUGAAACAUCUGGUGCUCCGGAACAGAAAACGAAAAGACAGAAAUACAGCAACAGUAAUGUAAACAGGUCAGACUUUCAGUGCUUGUUCUGGAUUGACCCCCUUUAUGAUGGUACGAAGGCGGGUUUAGUCAUAGCAUUCCUGGAAACUGGCCAAUGUGACAUCAGCAACACAUGCUCGAGAGGUUUCAACAUUUAGAAAGAAAGAAAUGAAAACCACUCAAAGUGGUGGAAAACUUUUGUUGGCAUCACUCUUGUCUCAGUAGAGACUGAAACACCACUGCUCAUGCAGUAUGUUGCCUGCUAUGACUGUGGAGGCUACAGUUUUAAACAAUACAGGCUCACCAAUGAGUUAGUUUUUGACCUUCAUCGUUAUUUUAGAGCUUUUUUGACCCGUAGGGACUUGGUUAAUAUUCAUGGUUGGAACUGUAAACUAUUCCGUUGGAUAACGAUCAUUGCUGCUUCAGUAUUGAAGAGGGAUCCUCAGGCAGUUCGCUGACUUUGACUGAGAGGAGUCUUUGAUGGCGGGACCUUCUGCUAACAUGGGCGGUCGUCUUCUGAACAUUGUUGUCUUCCUCACACUGUUUGGGAACCUCUGUUUUGGUUUCGAAGUUUGUUCCGGGAGACCUGCGGCAUUAGAGUUUAAUGUAUCUGGCCCUGUGGAGGGACUUAUCAGUAUUUACCAUGACACUGAAAAGUUACCGGUGUAUUCUAACAAAUCUGUGCCCCAGGAAUGCCCUGCAAAAAUGCUGGAAAGCAAAUUGUUGUGCUGGUCUUCGUUUGGCAGGACCUUGCUUUUUUACAGAUCGAAUGUCUCGGAGGGCGACCGAGGCCGAUAUGAUCUGGAAUAUGACACCCUGCACAGGAGAGGACAGAGUUCCACCAAUAAACUGACUGUGCUGAAAAAUUGUACCUCACAAAGGACCACCACUCUUCCGGCUACAACUUACCCCCAUCUACCUCCCCAAGGAAAUGAAUAUGGUGUGGUGGCAGUAGCUGUUAUACUCGGUGUAUGUGCUAUAUUUGGAAUCUCUGCAUUCGUUAGAUUGAUAGUCAGAAGAAAUUCACAGAAGCCACACAAGAGGACCGCGACAGUGAAAUUACAAAAUUUCACUGUCGCGUCUGACAGCAGUACACAGAGCAGCCCUGUGGUCAUCACUUGAUGACAGAAUCUGGAGGAGGGG
Molecule: messenger RNA, 1210 nt
Organism: Lepisosteus oculatus (spotted gar)
Lineage: Eukaryota; Metazoa; Chordata; Actinopteri; Semionotiformes; Lepisosteidae
Source: RefSeq, a predicted model, not a curated record